CUUCAAAGUACGUCAUCAGCAAUGGCCUCUUUCUCGUCCAUAUUUGAUGACGGAACGGUUCAGUUAUAAACAUGGAGGAGAGAGAAGCGCUGAAGAGACAAAUUGAACUUCUACAAAAUCUCAUCAAUACACAUAAGAGUGUCCACGGUGACGCGCCGAAUGCAAGAGUUGAGCAGAGGCACCCAGAAGCUUCAACGUUAUCCAGAGGCAGAGGUCACAGCUCGUCUGUCAUCCAUCCUCAGAGCUCCAGAGGGAGGGGAGUGUACGAUCCUCAGAGCUCCAGAGGGAGGGGAGUGUAUGAUCCUCAGAGCUUUAGAGGGAGGGGAGUGUACGAUCCUCAGAGCCGUGGAAGUUGGAGGAAGACCUACUCGCUGAGAAACAAAACCCCUCAGACGUCUGUUGGACCUCCCUCAGCUUCUACCUCCUCUUCUGGUCAUCAGUCCGUCUCCACCAGUGCAGCUAACAGCACUUCACUGCCCAGCCACAGCCGAGGAGAGGAAAGCGAUGCUGCCAAAGUGACUGUUUUGUCAUCAACGGUCUCUCAGCACAGGAGAGAGGGACACGUUGAGAGCAGUGCAGGGAGUAGUGGAGUUACAACAGAGAAGAAAAACACAUUUACUCAAAGCAAAGCAGCCGGGUCAGAGCACGACGAUGGAGAAGGAGGUUCAGGCUCAACAGACCCCCAGCAUCAAACACUUCUCCAGCAGGGGCCUGAACAGAGACGUAUAGGUCUGCCAGAGAAGAAAGUCAGUGUUUCUGCAGAGGUGCCAUCUUCCCCCAAAGCCAAGACCUCCGCCGAUUUGAAUAGCAGCCCCCUAAAGCCUUCCCUAUCAAAGAAAACCAGCACUGAGUCAAAACAUUCUAAUACCACAAAAAAUCCAGCCAAUCUCCCCACUGGUCAUACUGGUCUACCUCUCUCUGCCCCGUCUCAAAUACCAAAACAGCUGGCAGUGAAACCUGCAGCACACUCCAGCCACAGCCAAGUGAGUGCUUCUUAUUUAAAAAAGUCAAAGUUCACUUGGGUUAAGAAUCGAAACGUGGAGGGAGCAGAGGCUAAACAAGCUAGCUCUGUUUCUUCACCAGCAGCCAAAGCUGUGACCGUCGCCCCGACGUCGACCUCAAAAGUCGGGGUUGCUGUUGGAAGCUCCCCCUUACUCCCAACUGGUAAAAGAACCCCCAACAAGAAGCUACCUCGAAAGCUAAGCCCAGUCACUGUAGCCCCAAAGACCUCCAAGUACAGAUGGGUCUCCUCCUCUGCGGGAUCACAAACUAAAAUAUAUAGAAAGUCAACUCCUCCCAAAGCUCUGGAGAAGAGAGAGGCCGCCAAGAAAGUCAGAACACCCUCCGCUCCUUCCGCUAAGUUCAAAAAGGGGACCGCAGGUUCCCCGUCCGGCUCCUCGCCGAGCAGCCGGUACUGCUGGAAGGCGGGAGGUCAGAGUUCUUUUGCGGCAGUGCAAGGAGGCACAUCAGUGGUCCGUCGUAAAUCUGCGUUCCACUGGACGUCGGACAAAAGCUGCAAAAGCAUAAAAGGAGGGCUUGUUUCUCCUCCCUCCCAGCGUACCUCCUUCACACCGUCCCCCGGUGGGUUCAAGCUCCGCAGCAGGAUGAAGAUCAUCAGGAAGUCUGCCACAAGGUAAGACAUGGAAACAUGAUCUAUCUCCCCCCGGAGCAGGAUCUACAGCUCAGCCCGGUCUCCCACAGGAGUGAGGAGGACUCCCUCCAGAGAGCUCGUGUCUUUCGGUCGACACAAGUUGAGGCGGCUGUCCC
Labrus mixtus (cuckoo wrasse) is the source of this 1767-nucleotide messenger RNA. Its product is annotated as serine-rich adhesin for platelets-like. The coding region runs from base 72 to 1637 and encodes 521 amino acids. The transcript has 3 exons. The record is from RefSeq and is a predicted model, not a curated record. NCBI's taxonomy places the organism in Eukaryota, Metazoa, Chordata, Actinopteri, Labriformes, Labridae.